AUUCGAAGCUGAGGCGCGCGUGUUUUCUGCGGCUAUAACAAUCCCCUUAUUGCAUCAAGACUUGUUGCUUAUAAACAAUAUUCAGUGCUUAUUCAAACUAUACGUGUGUUGUGCUGAAGCUGUUCAUUUGUUUGUGCGUUUUAAGGCUAUUUACGCUCCAGUCACAUAAAGUUUACAUUAUACAGCUGCGCAAUAUAUUUCAAGCCAUGAGGGACGAACGAGCAAGUCCUUCGCGUGUUCGCAUCGCUGUCAUAGGAAGCUCGAGAGUUGGCAAAUCAGCUCUCAUCGUGAGGUAUCUCACUCGGAGAUAUAUCGGGGAAUAUCACUCAAACACAGAUUUACUCUAUAGGCAGACUGUGCCCAUAAAUGGAACACCAAUAGAAUUAGAAGUGAUCGAUGUUUCCGGAUCCAAUCCUGACAAGAUUCCCACAGAACAGAUUCAAUGGGCCGAUGCAUGUCUGCUGGUAUAUUCAGUCACAGAUAGAAGUAGCUUUGAAUAUGCGACUGAAGUACUGAAUCUAUUGAAGAAACCUACACACCACGGCAGUCCUGCACACGGCCCUGGCACUACAACAUCUGGCAUGCCUCUAGCUCUUUUAGGAAACAAAACGGAUUUGGAUCACCUAAGACAGGUGCCAACAAAAGAAGGGCAAGCGGUGAGCGCUGCAGCUGGAGCAUCGUUCAGCGAAGCGAGCGUGGCCGACAAUUCCGGUGACCUCUACCGAUGUAUGGACAGACUGCUCUCUGAAGUACGCACUCCACAGCGCACUCGAAAAUUCUCCGUCACUAAGAUGCUCGGCUCAUUAAUAGGCGGCGCAACGAAUAACAACCAAGCCACCCGCGGCUCGGUGGUGGCCUGCCCGCGCGUGCCCACGCCGUCGCGGCCACCGCUUGCCGCCGCCGCGCCCUGACCAACACCGCAGCCGGCGCGACUGAGCUGAGUGCCCUCCGGCAGCUUGCCUGCCACGAGCCAGCCAGACGAUCCAAAGAAAUAAUCACCCGACGGCUACAUCUGGUACCUGAGCUUGCAUUCACGACGGAUAUUGAUAUUUCCUUGAGGCGUGUGAAGACAGUUGACAAACAAGCGGUACCAGAUUGUCAAUAGAUUUUAAAAUAUAAUUCCCAGACUUUAUAGGCGUAAGCCUUGCCGCCUAGCUAUAAUUUCGAUGAUAAGCGACUUAAAGUGAGUAUAAAGUGUUGGUGCAUUUUUUAAGCUUUAAUGCUGCUUGAAAUACUGCACAUUGUGCUUUUUAGUUGUUGUAAAUAUCGUUUGAAUGUAUAGAGUAUGACAAUAAUUUUAAUAGUUUGAGUCAUCACGAAUAAAGUUACCUGAUUGAAAUUAUGUAUAAUAUGUGCCAAAGGUUAUAAAAUAUCACCAGUGGAUAAUUUCUCAAAUUAUGCGUAUUACUAUAUCUAUGUGAACAUUACUAUCUUGGUGUUGAUAAAGCUUAAUCGUACUUAGUAUUAUUAUAAUUCAAUUAAUAAUCGCUUGGUGUUUACAACGCAUUAAGGAUACACUCACAUUUACUAUGUAAAACAAAUUAAUGACCAAUCUUUAUAUGUAUUAUGUAUUUUACGUUACCUAUUAUACAAAAAAUACAGAUACAGAUAUAAAUGUUAUAGUUAUUAGUUAGUUAAAUUUAGAUAGUAUACCUAUUUGUGAAGGAAGAUUAUCGAUCAAUGGCCUACAAUGUAUGUAUGUAUGAUUAUAACAUUCUGAUAUUAGAUGGCCUUUAUCGUUUAGGAGGCAAUAUAUAAAUUCAUAAUUUUUUAUUGAGAUAAUGUUAGAUAUACUCGUGGACCCUUAGCAAAAGAGAUUGUUAAAACAAAUUAAACUUUACGAUAAAAUAAUACCUAUACCAAUAUAAAAACUUUAAAACGUUUAUAAAUUUUUAUUUGUUUUCUUCUUAUUUUUACGAAACAUUAAUUUAGUUUCUCUGACCAAUAAAUUAUUUAGUUGGUGAUUUGUCAAAUAUUUCUAAAACAAAGUUAUAUCCAAUUAAAUACGUAUUGGCUAGGUCCAUUGUACACGUAAAAAUGUCAAAGUUAUAUAAUUGUUACAUAAAUAUUCAAUGUUCGUAGAGAUGUUACGCAAGUUUAAAUCAUGUAAUAAAAAGAAAUAAACAAUUAAUAUAAUAGAAAAUGAUACAUGUUAUUAUGAAUGGAAUAUCUAAAUGUUUAACUAUUAUGUGUUACAUAAAUUAUAUAGUCAUUGUCUAGUCAUUAGGUAUAGGCUGUGAAAAGACAUUUGGAUGUAAAUGGAAGCAGAUGAAUGAAAAAAAAUGUAUGAAAAACUUUGUGAUGACGUCACAGAUUGAAGUAAAUUGAGAAUUUGAGAAGGAAGUAACAAGUUUUUUUUUUAUAAAAACAUAUUAUUUCUAGCUUCCAAUCCAAAUAUCUAACCAAAUAUAUUUUUAUUGUAAUUCAUACACGUUGAUAUUGGAACCAAAGAUAUUGUAAAAUGUAAAGUAUGGAAUUGUCUAAAUGUAAGUAUGUAAAGUACAGAAGUAAGUGUAAGUACAGAAAUGAAGAAAAGGAACUGAUUGAGUUAAGAUGUAAAUAAUUUUUUAACUAUUGAUAAGGAAUAAGGUUUAAUAAACGAAUUGUGCAAGA
Colias croceus (clouded yellow) is the source of this 2613-nucleotide messenger RNA. Its product is annotated as ras-related and estrogen-regulated growth inhibitor-like protein. The coding region runs from base 207 to 911 and encodes 234 amino acids. Gene Ontology annotation, molecular function: GTPase activity; GTP binding. The transcript has 7 exons. NCBI's taxonomy places the organism in Eukaryota, Metazoa, Arthropoda, Insecta, Lepidoptera, Pieridae. The record is from RefSeq and is a predicted model, not a curated record.